Molecule: messenger RNA, 1548 nt
Organism: Moneuplotes crassus
Lineage: Eukaryota; Ciliophora; Spirotrichea; Euplotida; Euplotidae
Source: the annotation of a GenBank genome assembly
AUUUAAUGGGAAAUUCUAAUCCAAGGAGAACCAAUUGCCUUAAGCAUGACAGAAUGAAACUUGCCACAGUUAGGAAAACUAAUAGCCCUAACUCUGAAGUCUUUGACUUGUUUGUGUCAUAUGAAAAGGACAAAACUUGCAAUGAAUUAGGACUAGAUUUUAAGGAAAUUUUCACCCUUCCAAAGAACAUGCGCCACCAGAAUACAACAUUUGCUGGGGCCGGGAUCCAGAUUGAAUGUGACUUUCUGAUAAAUUUCGAAUCAUUUUUAACUGUAACCAGAGAAAUUCCAGAAUUUGACUCAUUAGCUGAGAUAACCCGAUCACUUGAUCAAGAUGAUAUUUUUCCUGACACUCCUCAGGAGCUGAAAUUAGUGCUAAUUCAUUCUAAUCUCAAGCAAGAAGUUUUGUAUUUUGAUGUUAUUGAGGAACUGAUCAGGACAGAAACAGUAUUGACUAGCCUAAAUAAAUUUAAAGAUAGACAUCUAGCUGUACUCGUGAAUCCAAUCUCGGGGAAACAAAGAGGGAGGAGAUAUUAUAGGGAUAUUCUUGCUCCCACUCUCAACAUAACAGGGAUCAAGCAUGACCACUUUGAAACAGACUCUGAGACAUACAUUGAGACAUGGGUUGAUCAGUUUAGCAACAAACCAUUCCCAUACACUGAUAUUAUUUUAAUCGGAGGAGAUGGGCUUUUUAGCCAGCUGAUCAACUCAAUUUUAAACAAUCCAGAUUGCCAAGAUAUCAUAAAGACUCCUAUUGGGUUGCUCCCUGCUGGAUCCCAGAACGCUACUUGCUGUGACUUGAAAGGCAAGGAUGUAUACCAAGCAUGCAGGAAUAUUGUUAGGAGACCUACAGUCCAGUCAGAUAUAAUGAAAAUUCAAUUUUCGGACAUGGAUUCUCCAUUAUAUGCGACCGUCAUUUUAUGGGGGGUCCUUGGAGAUGUAGUAAAAUAAUGCUGAAAAACUCAGGAAAUAUUUUAAAUCUGCCAGAUAUACUGUCUCAGCAGCAAAAAUGAUGCUGUCUUCCUGCAGAAUGAAGACAUAUAAGUGAAGCAUUAAGUUUAGGAGUGAUUUCAUUACGGCUGAAGACUCCGGUGAGAAUCUUCCUAAAGUUGAAGAAACUAAAGAAAAUGAUGUAAUAGAGGGCACUUCAUUUACCCAAAACGAAUCCAAUAAAAUUGAAGAAAAAUCUUGGAAUGAACAUCCAGAUUCUGAUCUAUCUUUUCUUGGGCUAGUAACUCAUGAAUGUAGAAGCUCUUUAAGCAAGAAAGAAAGGUUUAUGCCUCCUAGUAGGUUCAACGAUGGAAGAAUAAGCCUUGCAACUUUAAGGAAAUGAGGGAAGAUCAAACUUAUCCAUUUCAUGAAAAAGUUCUCGAAGGCUAAGCAUCUUGAUUUUGAGAAAUUUAAUGGGAUUGAAGUCUCUGAAGUGCAGAUCUCACCUGGCACCAGAUCUUGGUUCAAUAUUGAUGGAGAAAUCUAUGAAAAUGAUGAAGCUAAUAUUAAGCUCUUGCCUUCCUUUCUUACAAUGAUUGGAAAUGUCUAUGAUAAAUAA